AUGAACCCCGAGCUGGCGAUGGAGCCGCUGGGCAGCCUGCACGGUGCGGCCGGCCAUGAGCCGGAGCUGAUGGGCAGUCCCAGCCCGCACCACGCCGGGCACGGCGGCGCCGGGCCGCUCCGGGUGCCCCCCCCGCCGCCGCCUCCGCCGCACCAGGAGCUGCCCCCCGCCGCCGCCGCCCGGCCGGCCAUGGUGCCCAGCAUGGCCUCGCUGCUGGACGGCGCCGCCGAGUACCGGCCCGAGCUCUCCGUGCCGUUGCACCACGCCAUCAGCGUGCCCUGCGAGUCCUCGCCGCCCGGCGUGGGCAUCAGCGGCACCUACACCACCCUGACGCCGCUCCAGCCCCUGCCGCCCAUCUCCACCGUCUCCGACAAGUUCCACCACCCGCACCACCACCACCCGCACGCCCACCCGCACCACCACCCGCACCACCACCACCACCAGCGCCUCUCGGGCAACGUCGGCGGCGGCUUCGCCCUGAUGCGGGACGAGCGCGGGCUGCCGGCUGUCAACAACCUGUACGGCCCCUACAAGGAGAUGCCAGCCGUGGGGCAGAGCCUCUCGCCGCUGGGCAACGGGCUGGGCCCGCUGCACGGCGCCCAGCAGGGCCUGCACGGCUACGGGCCACCGGGCCACGACAAGAUGCUGAGCCCCAACUUCGAGGCCCACGCAGCCAUGCUGGCGCGGGGGGAGCAGCACCUCUCCCGCGGGCUGGGCACCCCUCCGGCCAUGAUGCCCGCGCUGAACGGGAUGGCCCCGGGCCACCCGCCGCCGCCUCCCCACGGGCCCCCGCUGCCCGCCGGCCGCGACCGGCCGCCGUCCUCCUCCUCUUCGUCGGGCUGCGGGCCGGCGGGGAGCGGCUCGGGGCAGCUGGAGGAGAUCAACACCAAGGAGGUGGCGCAGCGCAUCACGGCCGAGCUGAAGCGCUACAGCAUCCCCCAGGCUAUCUUCGCCCAGCGGGUGCUGUGCCGCUCCCAAGGCACCCUCUCGGACUUGCUGCGGAACCCCAAGCCCUGGAGCAAGCUCAAGUCCGGCCGGGAGACCUUCCGCAGGAUGUGGAAGUGGCUGCAGGAGCCUGAGUUCCAGAGGAUGUCGGCCCUGCGCCUGGCAGCCUGCAAGCGCAAGGAGCAGGAGCCCAGCAAGGAGCGCAGCGGCUCGCAGAAGAAGUCCCGCCUGGUGUUCACCGACCUGCAGCGCCGCACGCUCUUCGCCAUCUUCAAGGAGAACAAGAGGCCCUCCAAGGAGAUGCAGAUCACCAUCUCCCAGCAGCUGGGGCUGGAGCUCACCACCGUCAGCAACUUCUUCAUGAACGCCCGGCGCCGCAGCCUGGAGAAGUGGCAGGACGACCUCAGCUCGGGGGGCUCCUCCUCGGCCCCCAGCACCUGCACCAAGGCGUGA
Molecule: messenger RNA, 1398 nt
Organism: Indicator indicator
Lineage: Eukaryota; Metazoa; Chordata; Aves; Piciformes; Indicatoridae
Gene: ONECUT2
Product: one cut homeobox 2
Exons: 2
Coding region: 1-1398 (465 amino acids)
Biological process (GO): regulation of transcription by RNA polymerase II
Cellular component (GO): nucleus
Molecular function (GO): RNA polymerase II cis-regulatory region sequence-specific DNA binding; DNA-binding transcription factor activity, RNA polymerase II-specific
Source: RefSeq, a predicted model, not a curated record